Molecule: messenger RNA, 628 nt
Organism: Aspergillus welwitschiae
Lineage: Eukaryota; Fungi; Ascomycota; Eurotiomycetes; Eurotiales; Aspergillaceae
Exons: 1
Coding region: 279-521 (80 amino acids)
Source: RefSeq, a predicted model, not a curated record
GGGUCCUCCUGUGCUGCCUUGGUUUCGUUGAAUCCAGCCAACCGAACGCCCAUCUACUCUGUACAAGGCUACAAGUAGGAAUGUAACACGUCAACUGGGCUGCUGCAGGUCAGUAUGGAUCUUCUCCUCAUCCUUCUCCUCUUCUUAUUCCCACCCCUCUUUUUCUUUACCUCCUCUCCCCAGCCGUGGGGGUAAAGUGGAUUGGGAGGGAAUUAGCGAGAAGAGACGGGAACUAGAACGGAAAAAUAAAUACUUUAUAAAUGUGAGUUGUGGUGUGGAUGAGAAGAUGGCGGAGUCUUUCGACGGACUGGCAAUCUAGUUCGUUCUUGGUUGCUGAUGCCGGUGCAGAUUGCAGGUGCCGCUCUAGUCGCACACUGAUGGGAUGGGAUGAUAAGAGAGGAAUUGAUUCAUCUGGACACAUCCUCCUGCCGGCGCCCCUUUGGCCCGAUUCCUCCUCCCCUCGAUCCUCGGCAUAUCAAAGGAAGCGCCAAACUAAUCGGGUGCUGACCAUGCAGACUUAGCCACCAUGUCGCAUGGGUUAGUUUGCGUUAAGUCAACUGACAAGUCAUCUUGACCUAGGCGAUCUCACUGUGAUUGAUAAUUGAUAUUCGACCAUCGCCGUGGUCGG